UUUUUGACGCCGACGACGAAAUACCGAAUCAAGUUUACCAAGGCCGGAUUUCAUAAAAUCCGUAUAACUAUGUUCUCUGCAAGAAAAUCGUGCGACAUGGCACGCGGAUAUAUUCCUAAUAUAAACGCAAUUUACGAGGCAAUAAUGGAAGAUACUAGGCGAAUACUAGUUAGUCUUGAAAGAAGAUUUAAAUGCAUCGCACAACAACAAUUCAUAUUUGUAACAGCACUGGACCGAUGUCGAAAACAAAAGUUUGAACCAACGAAGCAGAUUUCAACGAUAUCACAAGUACAAAACUACUACGAAGAAAUUGCCGAUAAUGCAACAGAUAAAAGAAUAUUCUCAAUGUUUCUUUCGCUUGUACAUGAUCUGGUAGAAUUUCGAAGAACACUUUCAAAAGUCGUGAAAAAAAAUGACGAUAAAUUGAAUAAUUUGUUCAAAACUUGGAAAAGUGUUUUGGAACAACGACAAGACAUUUCACAUAUCCGAGCAAAAUUUCCCAACGACCAAGUAAAUCACUUGAGCUGCGAUGAAGCGAAGAAUCAUUUUGGUGGCAUCGUCAGUGUUAUACCUGUAGCUAUGGAUUGCGCGAGAGAAGUCGUUGAAAGAAUUGAAGCAACAAGAGCUUACAGAGCAAAAUCGUCUUCCAGAGGUUCUCGACAAACGAGAGAAUCGUCGAGAAACGCAGAACCAGAAGAUUGUCACAUCCAUGAAGCAUGUCGAAUGAAACCAACCCCAGCAUCGCCCGUUAUAUCAUCCCCUACUCAGUCUUUAUCCCGAGCAUCCAUAAAUUCUCACAAGUCUGAGAAGCCGGAAAAAGAUUCCACUGAAAUUCGAAAAUGCCCAUCUACCUACGAAAUGCAGUCCACUCAACGAUCGAAAACACCAAUAUCCACCCGUCCCGCUACCGCAGGAAAGUCAACACAAACCCCUGGAUAUCUCGUAUCAACAUUGCGACCCAAUCUUGAUUAUCCUCACCAGAGUACGUCGGAAACCGAAAUGAAAUCGCUUAUGCAUAGCAGAAAACAUAAAAUUGCGAGGCCGAACUGGAAGCCGUAACUAACGCCAUGAAGAUGUGUUAUGUACUCUUAUAAAACAUACUGCAUCGUCAGUGAAUUAUUUUUUAUAAAGAUGAGACGCUUAAUUGUGAUGCUAUAUUAUGCUUGUACUAUACAUAUACUUCAAUAAAGCAAAUAUAUAUUCCCACUC
Molecule: messenger RNA, 1209 nt
Organism: Styela clava
Lineage: Eukaryota; Metazoa; Chordata; Ascidiacea; Stolidobranchia; Styelidae
Cellular component (GO): sperm flagellum; acrosomal vesicle; ciliary base
Source: RefSeq, a predicted model, not a curated record